AUGCAGCACUACGGGGUCAACGGCUACUCCCUGCACGCCAUGAACUCCCUCAGCGCCAUGUAUAACCUCCACCAGCAGGCGGCGCAACAAGCCCAGCACGCCCCCGACUACCGGCCCUCGGUGCACGCCCUCACUUUGGCCGAAAGACUGGCUGACAUCAUCCUGGAGGCCCGCUACGGCUCACAGCACCGAAAGCAGCGACGCAGUAGGACGGCCUUCACCGCCCAGCAGCUGGAAGCUCUGGAGAAGACCUUCCAGAAGACGCACUACCCAGACGUAGUCAUGCGGGAGCGUCUGGCCAUGUGUACUAACCUGCCCGAGGCCCGAGUGCAGGUGUGGUUCAAGAACCGGAGGGCCAAGUUUCGCAAGAAGCAGCGCAGCCUGCAAAAGGAGCAGCUCCAGAAGCAGAAAGAGGCGUCAGGAACCGCCGAGGCCUCCGCCGAGGACACCAAGGCCGAGGUUACGCCUCCCGUGGACGCCCAGGCUACCCCGCCUCCUCCCUCCUCCGCCUCAUCUUGCCACUCCGAGUCGGACAGGCUAGCGGGGGCGGCGGCGGUGAGGUCUCACGAGCCCGGCGAGACGAGCGUGGAGGUGAAUGUCACCUCCCCCGAGCCAUCCGAUGGCGAGUCAGCGGCGGAGGACAAUUCGUACGCAGAGGAGGACAGAGUGAGGGGGGAGGCGAGGGGUAGGAAUAGGGAGGAGGCGCAAGGGCAUGGGGAGAUGCAGCCCGGUGGCAGCUCGCCGUCCUACAAGCAACUCAGCCCGACAUCAGACUCCGCCCUGAGCUCGCCCGCCCUGCCGUCCUCCAGCAGCAUGGCGAGCGGCCCGGCCCAAAGCAACUCGUACGCAUCGUCACCACUCAGCCUCUUCCGGCUGCAGGAGCAGUUCCGCCAGCACAUGGCGGCCACCAACAACCUGGUGCACUACCCGUCCUUCGACAUGAGCGCGCCAUCCUCGCUGCCCUACUUGGGCAUGAAUGUCAACAUGCCGGCCCCGCUGGGCUCGCUGCCCUGCCAGUCUUACUACCAGACGCUGUCUCAAGCCCAGCAGGUGUGGAACACCCCCCUGCUGCCGGGGGCCUCGGGCGGCCUUCCGGGAAGCCUCAAUAGCAAGACCACCAGUAUUGAAAACCUGCGGCUGAGAGCCAAGCAGCAUGCAGCCUCGCUGGGAUUGGACACGCUUCCCAACUGA
Syngnathus typhle (broad-nosed pipefish) is the source of this 1191-nucleotide messenger RNA. RefSeq names its product diencephalon/mesencephalon homeobox 1b (gene dmbx1b). The transcript is spliced from 4 exons. NCBI's taxonomy places the organism in Eukaryota, Metazoa, Chordata, Actinopteri, Syngnathiformes, Syngnathidae. The coding region runs from base 1 to 1191 and encodes 396 amino acids. Gene Ontology annotation, biological process: regulation of transcription by RNA polymerase II. Gene Ontology annotation, molecular function: RNA polymerase II transcription regulatory region sequence-specific DNA binding; DNA-binding transcription factor activity, RNA polymerase II-specific. The record is from RefSeq and is a predicted model, not a curated record.